Molecule: messenger RNA, 931 nt
Organism: Morone saxatilis (striped sea-bass)
Lineage: Eukaryota; Metazoa; Chordata; Actinopteri; Moronidae
Product: olfactory receptor 6N2-like
Biological process (GO): G protein-coupled receptor signaling pathway
Cellular component (GO): membrane
Molecular function (GO): G protein-coupled receptor activity; olfactory receptor activity
Source: RefSeq, a predicted model, not a curated record
AUGGAUGAUGAAUUAAAUGUAACAUAUUUAACUCUUGACGGUUAUGUGGAAGUUCAUAAAUACAGAUAUCUUGUAUUUUUGUGAUUAUGUUUACAGAAUAUAUUCUAAAUAAUCUGCUAGUAAUCUACUAAAUUGUUUAUUCUUAUCCUGGAUUCACCCAAAAACCUCCAUCGAGCCUAUGUACAUUUUCAUUGCAGCUUUACUGUUCAACUCUAUCAUUUUCAGCACUUCUAUUUACCCAAAGCUUUUGAUUGACUUUUUAUCUGAGAAUCAGAUCAUAUCAUAUUCAGCCUGUCUCUUUCAGGGUUUUCUGUAUUACUCUUUAGGUUGCUCAGAGUUCUUAUUGUUGACAGCAAUGUCCUAUGACAGGUAUGUGUCGAUAUGUAAACCUCUGCAAUAUCCAACUAUCAUGAGGAGAACAACAGUCUAUAUUCUGUUGGUUUUAGCCUGGCUUCUGCCUGCUUGUCAGAUUGCAGUGCCAGUAGCACUUAGUGCUAAUACCAAACUCUGUAACUUUACUUUGAAAGGAAUAUUUUGCAACAAUUCAGCUUACAAACUUGACUGUGUGGUCAAGAGCGCUACUGUAUAUGGUCUGAUUAUUCUGUUCAAUGUUGCACUUUUCCCUCUGCUUUUUAUACUUUUUACAUACACAAGGAUAUUCAUUAUAUCCUACAGAAGUUGUAGAGAAGUCAGGCGAAAAGCUGCAGAGACGUGUUUACCCCACUUGUUGGUUUUAAUUAUCUUAUCUUUUUUAAGUGCAUAUAAUACAAUUAUACUUCGAGUGGAGUCUGAUUUUCCAAAAACUGUGAGUUUAAUAAUGACUUUACAAGUGGUGUUGUAUCAUCCUCUCUUUAAUCCGAUCAUAUACGGGCUAAAAAUGAAAGAAAUCUCCAAACACCUCAUAAGGUUGUUCUCUGUGAAGACAAAUUGA